AUGCGCCCUUUUGUCCGGAAGUCAAGCAAGCGCGCUGCUGUCGCCGUCAGCCUCGUUGUCGGAACCGUUUACAUGCUGGAGGCACUUAAGAUCAGAAAGAAGGAGGAACGCUUUUCUGUGAUCAUUGAGGAUGAAUCUAAGCUGUGGCAGGGCGCAUGA
Messenger RNA from Gamsiella multidivaricata, 159 nucleotides. RefSeq lists its product as uncharacterized. Bases 1 to 159 code for a protein of 52 amino acids. The transcript is spliced from 2 exons. Lineage: Eukaryota; Fungi; Mortierellomycota; Mortierellomycetes; Mortierellales; Mortierellaceae. The record is from RefSeq and is a predicted model, not a curated record.